Messenger RNA from Vollenhovia emeryi, 992 nucleotides. RefSeq lists its product as uncharacterized. The transcript has 8 exons. Gene Ontology annotation, biological process: sensory perception of smell; detection of chemical stimulus involved in sensory perception of smell. NCBI's taxonomy places the organism in Eukaryota, Metazoa, Arthropoda, Insecta, Hymenoptera, Formicidae. Bases 204 to 992 code for a protein of 262 amino acids. Gene Ontology annotation, cellular component: plasma membrane. The record is from RefSeq and is a predicted model, not a curated record. Gene Ontology annotation, molecular function: olfactory receptor activity; odorant binding.
AAUAUAGCACUGAUCUUUUGCUGAAUGUAUUUACUUACAAUAUCAUUUUCAUAAUAAUAUAUGUGAAAUACAUCACAUUUUACGCUGUGUUAAGUAAUAUUAAAAAAAUUCGAGAACGUGUUCGAAAUAACUGGAAUGCUUUGAAAGAUAAUCGAGAAAUUGAGAUAAUAUGUAAACACGAAAACAUCGCAAAGUUAUUAACAAUGUUCAUAAUAGCUAUAGGCUAUUCCACAGUUUUCUUAUUCAUCUGUAUACAAUCCAGCUCAAUCGUACUCGAUAUCGUAAUACCUUUAAAUGAUUCUCGUCCGCGCGAACUUCUACUUCCUGCGGAAUAUUUUAUCGAUCAGCAGAAAUACUUUUAUAUCAUAACGAUACACGCACUAGUGGGAGUAAUUUUUCUAACGAUCAGUAUUAUGGCUACUGAGUCUUUCUCAUUAGCAAACGCAUUACACGCUUUCGGUUUAUUUAGAAUUGCUAGUUAUCGUAUGAAAAAUAUAUUGAGUGGAAUUAAUCUGACAGACAUGUGCGUAACUAAAAGAUAUAUGAUAUCUCACAACAGAAUAACUGCUGCGGUUGACUUCCACAAAAGAGCGAUCGAAUUUUCUGAUUUAUUGAAAGUUAGUUUUGGGCCAGUGUAUUUAAUUAUGGUUGCGCUGUUAUUACUUUCGACAAGCAUCAAUUUUUUCAACUUAUUACAGCAAAUAAUGACGAAAACCGAACUUGUGGAGUCAUUUCUGUCUUUCUUCAUAGUAGCCGUGCAUAUUAUAGCUUUCGCUCUAGGUAAUUAUGCUGGCCAAGAAUUUAUUAAUUGUGACACGCAUGUCUAUCGUACAAUAUGUGAUAUAAAAUGGUACAAUGCUCCAUUAAAAAUACAAAAACUGAUACUCUUUUUAAUACAAAAGACUACAAAAUGUUAUAAGGUUGAUGCUGCUGGCAUGUUUUAUCCCUCUUUAGAAGGUUUUACUGCGUUUAAAAAAUAUCUUCUGUUUUAG